ACGACGCAACGCUACUCAGGGUAGAUGAUAGAUCGUAAAGGAAUACAAUCAUGCUACUUGGCCUACACAUUUUUGCUGUCGAUCCCUCCUCUUGCAACUCCGGAGUCGGGAUAGGAAGAGGAAGUUGUUUAGGUUACAGUGGAGUGAGAAUAGAUCCUUGAUAGGAACGAAGGAUGAGCACUAGGCCUGUGCCAACAAGAGAGAGCCCUUGGGGCAUACAUGAAAGUGAUACAAGAGAACUCAAGGCACACAGAUGUAAUGAUCGACUAGAAGACAUUGUUCAGGCUUGCUUUGAAGGAAAUCCAUUUAAAACGGUUCCAGGCCCCUUCAAGCUCUUCUGGCAAUGCAUGAAUUCAAAUCCUGGGGAGGAACCAACUGAACCGUUCUACUACUUAGAAUUGGAUCCACCAAAAAGGCCAGAGACUGAAUCAGAAUAGCUGAUGCUUCUGUUGGGCAAGAGCCUUCGCCAUUCGAUAAUUGGUGGUGCCGCUAGCUCUUGCUAAAUUUUCUGCCUUGAGAAACAAAUGUUGCUUGACCAUCACAUGUGCAUGUACAUGUAGCACAGCUAAAACUGCUUGAAAGUGUUUGAAUUCUACUAGUGCUAAAUUGGCGCAGUUACAAAUAAGUUGUGCGCUUAGACUCUAAUGUAACAGCAUGCUUGUGUUUGUUUGGAUGGUUGCUUUAGUUUGAAUCUCUCGAUCGCCCCCUUUUGGCA
Molecule: messenger RNA, 715 nt
Organism: Zingiber officinale
Lineage: Eukaryota; Viridiplantae; Streptophyta; Magnoliopsida; Zingiberales; Zingiberaceae
Exons: 5
Coding region: 174-437 (87 amino acids)
Source: RefSeq, a predicted model, not a curated record